Molecule: messenger RNA, 555 nt
Organism: Symbiodinium natans
Lineage: Eukaryota; Dinophyceae; Suessiales; Symbiodiniaceae
Source: the annotation of a GenBank genome assembly
AUGGGGUGGGAUUUCCACCAGGAAGUCAGAUGUCAUCAAGGAGAUCGUAGAGAUGGUCAAGGAAAAGCCAGAGCUGUGCCCCCAAGUUCUGGUCAUGAUGAGGCAAGGUAUGUUUCAGGACCCUCGUCUGAAAGCAUUUUCGCUACAAGGUACACAGACAAGUGUCGCAUGCGUGUCUCUUCACAAGGACAGUCAGGAGGAAGUGAUGAAGAACUUGCCCAGUCGGCCCGUUGCUGCGGCAGCAGCGGCCAGAACGCGUCUGAUCUCCUGGUGCGUUUCUGCCUCUCUAAAAUGAGUGCAAAGUUCGACUUCAUGGAUAUGGGAACAUGUCCGGAGGACGCCAAAUCUCGCAAAGACCUGUGGCUGCUUGGCUACUUGACACGUUUUGGCGAGGGCGCACGCGUUGUUCCUGGCCCAUUUGCCACGACAAGUCAGGAUGUGGGCCAUCGAUUGUUCGGAGAACACCAUGCUCCCUGUCGGACGCUCCCGCAAGGCAAAGAAGGUUCCGUGCUGAAGGCCAAGGCAAGUGGGACCAAUUUGCGAUUCAUGUCAUAG